Molecule: messenger RNA, 1731 nt
Organism: Neoarius graeffei (lesser salmon catfish)
Lineage: Eukaryota; Metazoa; Chordata; Actinopteri; Siluriformes; Ariidae
Product: aldehyde dehydrogenase family 3 member A2-like
Exons: 6
Coding region: 103-795 (230 amino acids)
Biological process (GO): aldehyde metabolic process
Cellular component (GO): cytoplasm
Molecular function (GO): aldehyde dehydrogenase (NAD+) activity
Source: RefSeq, a predicted model, not a curated record
UGAGCUCAGUGUGAUCAUCAGGGCUAGAGAACACUAACACUGAGGGAUUAAACCCCACACUGGAAUUAGGAGAAGUUUAUUCUGUUAUUGCUCAUUAAGGAGAUGUACCAUGUGGUGACUGGAGGAGUUCCUGAAACCCAGGAGUUGCUGAAGCAGCGUUUCGAUCACAUCUUCCACACAGGAAACAGCACAGUGGGGAAACUGGUGAUGGAAGCAGCUGCACGCCACCUCACACCAGUCACGCUGGGGGGUCCCUGUUAUAUUGAUAAAGGCUGUGACCUCCGAAUAUCCUCUGCUCCCACUGUCCUAGAAGAUGUAACCCCAGAAUCAAAGGUGAUGCAGGAAGAGAUCUUUGGGCCUGUACUGCCCAUCGUCCCUGUAAAUGGAAUGAAUGAAGCCAUCCAGUUCAUUAACGAACAAGAGAAGCCAUUGGCGAUAUAUGUCUUCUCUUCUAGUAAGAAGGUAAUAAAGAUGAUGUUGGAAACGUCCAGUGGAGCGCUAUUAGUUAACGACUGCCUGGUUCACUACACCAUCAGUGACUUGCCUUUUGGUGGUGUUGGAAACCAAAUCCCAUUGAUGUUGACUUUUUAUGGAAAAUCCCAAGCUCCACGAGGUAACAGCAGGACCGGUUGCUACCAUGGCAAAUACACGUUUGAUCAGUUGAGUCACUUGCGCAGCUACCUCAUAAAAAAUCUGAACAUGGAAAGGCUCAACUUGAUCCGCUACUCACCUCACACGGCAGAGAAGCUCCGCUGGGCCCGAAUGCUCUUCGUCAAGCAGAGGUUCUGGCGAUAAAGAACGCCGACAGUCCCAUCCAGCCUUCUCUGGAAACGUCAUCUCUUUAUUGUAGAAUUAAUAAUCAAGUAAAACUUUACUUUGUAAACUGAUAGAAAACAAAAACUGAUUGAAAAAUAGCAGCCAUGUUUUACAGGAAGGCAAGAAGACACGUUUCCUUUUAUGGACGUUAACCAAAUGCAAAUAAAACACCCUAAAUAGUUAAAUAGUUUUAUUAUGCAAGUGUACACUACACUACAGUUCAUUUCAGAGAUACUGUAACUCCAUCACAGUUAGAAUAUUUCUUUUGUCAAGAAAAAAAAGAUAAUAGAAAUACAGAGCCGUUACACUGUGUAUUUUAUUAUAAAUGUUUUUGUUAAACACCGGGCAUAUUUAAGUUAUUCCACAAAAUCAAGUCAUAUGUGAGCUGAUAGCUGUAAGCCGUGUAUGUCCAGAUUGAGUGGAAUAACUGUUUUAUUCUAUCCACAUUCACUGGAUUUUGAGAAACGGAGCAUUUUUAUUUUGUUGCAAAUUCGAUUAAUAAAAACUUUAUACAAAACGUCCGACAAAAUAAUUUCCGCUUAGAAUGUAAACAAACCGGCGAAAUGACAGGCGCAGGUUGUGAAAAAUGCGCUAAUAAUAAUUCUUGAAAAAUAAAAAAAGAUACAUUCUUACCAUCAAAUACUUUCAUUCCAUAUUUUGUUGCUGCUUUUUUUUUGUGGUUUUGUUUUCUAGUAGAGUUUUUAUUUCGUCCUCAGUUGCUUCAGCAACACACUCCGCCAUUUUGUUUUUCUCUACUCACGGUGUAUGGGCUGAUAUCCUAGUAGUAGAGUAGCCAAUCAGAGCGCAUGAUUGCUCUUAUCCAGUGAAUGUGGAUAGAAUAAUACUUGUUACAGGAUUUUCAGGAUGUGUUCCAUAUAAUGUGUGUAUCACAGUUGAUGUAAAAUAUCUUUUAGG